ACUAUCGACAAAUGUGCUUCGAUCAGCACCUUCGCUUUAAGCUUCAACGGACGUCGGUGGGAUCCUUAAAUUGACUGCUAUAACACCGUCAAAAACGCAUGGAAAUAGUGCCAUCUGAUGUUGAAUUUGUCAGACAACUCGAAGAACGUUAUAAGUGUAUAAGUUGUGAUAAUGUCUUGAAAGAUCCUGCUCAGUCGUCUUGUGGACACAGGUUCUGUUGGUCGUGCUUGGAGGAUAUUUUCAAGAGGGAACCAAACGACCCAAAAUGUCCAGACGAUAAAGAGCCCCUACAAUGGAAUUUGAUAUUCAGGGACAAAUACGCACAAAAAGAAAUCCUUUCAUUGGAAUGCUUUUGCCCGAAGAAAUCGCUCGGUUGUCCAUGGUGUGGGAAGUUGGCUAAAUUACAAGCUCACCUGGCCGAGUGUUCUUUUUCGGAAGUGAAAUGCAUUUACAGUCAUCUGGGGUGUACUGUGGUUAUUUUGCGAUACCAAUUAGCUAAACAUGUCGAAAAUGAUUGUCUGUACAAGGUCGUGGAGUGCCCUUAUUGCCAGGAUGGAUACCCAGGGAUUAAAAUGAGGGAACAUUUAGAGGAUUGUAAGAAGUUCCCGGUGAAAUGUUCCUAUGGCUGCGAUAGGAGUGACAUUCCCAGGGAAGACCUUAAAGAACACUCCAAAUUAUGCCCCCGAGCUCCUGUGCCGUGUAACUUCAGUUUCGUAGGCUGCACUUUUCACGACUGUAGGGAUUCUUUAGAAGAACAUCUCCACUCUCAUGCCACGGAGCACUUGAGUCUCGUGGCCAAAAACAACGAGAAAACACAAGCGGAAAUGAAAAUCUUUCAAGAACAGCUGAAAGCCUCCCAGGAGUUAAUCAAAACUUACGAGGCGCGCUUAGCAUUACAAUCGGAAGCCCUGGCUUUGAAUAAACAGACACUCUCUACGCAUCAAGUCAAGCUCGCAAGAGUUGAAGAGAAUGUGGAUUCUCAGAGGAAAAACAUGGAUGAACUUCGCAAAAGCGUCGAAGCAUUGGUCCAGGAAAAAGAAAGCAAGCAUGCUAGUGAAGAAGUAAUGAGGCGUAUAAAUUUCCAAGACGAAAGAUUGGCGCUACUAGCGGAAGAGGUAGCAAGGUUUGGUGCCACGGGAUCACGCACACAACCAGGGAACUUAGAAUCCGGCAGGGAUGAUCAUCGAUUUGGAAAUGUGGAACACUCCAUAGCUUUGCACGAAAUAAAACUAGCCGACCAAGACCUUAAACUACAGAUAAUGGAGACCACGUGCUACGAUGGCUGUUUCCUAUGGAAGAUUGACAACUAUCAGCGCAGAUUUCGGGAAUCCGUGGAGGGGAGGACAAUCUCCAUAUACAGCCCGCCAUUUUAUACUUCGCGCUACGGAUACAAGCUUUGCGCACGCGCUUACCUCAACGGCGAUGGGCCAAUGGGGAAAGGAAAGUACCUAUCCCUCUUUAUCGUCUUAAUGAGGGGAGAGUAUGAUGCUCUGUUAACGUGGCCGUUUCAGCAUAAAGUCACUAUGAAGCUGAUGGAUCAAGAGCGUCUAUCGCACAUUACCGAGACAUUCCGACCGGAUCCAAACAGCUCGAGCUUUCAGCGACCGCGUUCGGAGAUGAACAUCGCCUCCGGCUGCCCUCUUUUUUGUUCUCAUAGCCUGUUAAGAACCAGAGGAUAUGUUCGAGAUGACACUAUGUUUAUCAAAAUCAUAGUGGAAGGCAAUGGGAUGCCAAUGAUGUGAAAUUGGAAUGGUACCGGAGGGAAUCAGUAAAUCAUACCGACAGGGAUGGGAAAUUGCUUCCCACUAGGUUGGCGUGAAGAUGGAACACAUACGCUGCUAUCGUCCUCUGAGACGUCAGCCUUCCACAGAGGAUUUUCCGCCGCUAAUCCUAAU
Pocillopora damicornis (cauliflower coral) is the source of this 1895-nucleotide messenger RNA. RefSeq names its product TNF receptor-associated factor 3. Gene Ontology annotation, biological process: signal transduction; regulation of canonical NF-kappaB signal transduction; regulation of apoptotic process. NCBI's taxonomy places the organism in Eukaryota, Metazoa, Cnidaria, Anthozoa, Scleractinia, Pocilloporidae. The record is from RefSeq and is a predicted model, not a curated record. Gene Ontology annotation, molecular function: zinc ion binding; tumor necrosis factor receptor binding. Gene Ontology annotation, cellular component: cytoplasmic side of plasma membrane; plasma membrane signaling receptor complex.